Messenger RNA from Anopheles coluzzii, 1097 nucleotides. It is a transcript of the gene ppl, whose product is annotated as glycine cleavage system H protein. Gene Ontology annotation, cellular component: cytoplasm; glycine cleavage complex; mitochondrion. NCBI's taxonomy places the organism in Eukaryota, Metazoa, Arthropoda, Insecta, Diptera, Culicidae. The coding region runs from base 457 to 948 and encodes 163 amino acids. The transcript has 4 exons. Gene Ontology annotation, biological process: protein lipoylation; glycine decarboxylation via glycine cleavage system. The record is from RefSeq and is a predicted model, not a curated record.
CCGCUCCGCUCCCAACACUUUCGUAACUUAUCGCAAACCAACGUUUCACCGGCCAGAGCUGCUGCUGCGGGUGUGUAAAUAAACUUACCAGCAAAAACGGCCCAGCGAUAGGCGGCCCACACGGCCCUCCGUCUUCGUGCGAGCUGUUUUGUGAGUGAAAAUCAUCAUCACCAUCAUCACCGGGCACCGUUGUCGAUAGAGUACGGCGCUGCUCUCUGUUCCACCACCGGCCGAGGCCAACAUACGUAUCGCUGAUAACCGGCAGCCCCUCCGGGGUCAAUCGGUACACAGCCGCCAUUACCAGCACUAAUCGCGCCCGGCCAUCGCAGCAGCAGGGUGGAACGUACCCGUCCGCCGGAGCAGUCCACCAGUGAGCGUGCCGGGUUCAGUCCGUUCGGUUCCAUACGUGCGUUACGAUCCCCGCAAUAGAGACAUAAAGUUUGUCGGCCCAUCAAGAUGGUGUUAUGUCACGUUCGUGCGACAGUGCGGUUAGGCAGCUUCGUGGCCAAGGCCAGCGCGCAAAGCUGGACCCUGCGGGCCCGUCCGUUCAGCAUCAGCAGUGUGGCGCUGAAAGAGCGUCUUUUCACGGACAAGCAUGAAUGGGUGUCGGUGGACGGUGAUGUGGGCACGGUUGGCAUUUCGAACUUUGCACAGGAGGCCCUCGGUGAUGUGGUGUUCGCACAGCUGCCCGAUCCCGGAACCAAACUAUCGCAGAAGGACGAGUGUGGCGCACUGGAGAGUGUGAAGGCGGCGAGCGAAAUCUACUCACCCGUUUCCGGUGAGGUGACGGUGAAAAAUGGUGCCGUAGAGGAGACGCCCGGUCUGGUGAACUCAUCCUGCUACGAAAAUGGUUGGCUGUUCAAGCUGAAGCUCACCAAACCGGACGAGCUGUCGAAGCUGAUGAGCGAAGAGCAGUAUACGGAGUUUUUGAAAACUGCUGACCAUUAGAGAAGUGUGCCGCCGACCACGUGUGUACAUGCGGCGUGUGCCCGUUUACUGUUUUUACUCUACCUUUAAGUUUCUACCGUAAUGCCAAUAACUAGUGUGCGAGUGUUUGAUUUUGGGAAAUAAAUGAAACAUUCUCUGUGAGUAACUAA